UUAGGAUUUUUGAUCUAUUACCCUAUGGUUUUGAUUCAUAAAAAUUAGGGUUUUAAGGUUUCAUUCUUUAUCAAUCAAUCCAUGUUUGAUUAUGGGUUCUUAGGUUUUGAAUUACCUUUUAACCUUAAAUGAUUGUUGAACAGACCACCAAAGGGAUGAAACCGCAAACUGGAACACGAACAGGACGCGAGCUGACUGCUAUCGGAUCGCGAACAGAUUGAGGCUGAGGUCGCGAGCUGUCCGUGAGCUGCAGUUGUCGCGAACAGGAUGCUUGCUGUCGGGAACACGAGCUGUCCGGGAUGCGAGCUGAGGCUGAGUUCGUCUGAGCUAGGAUCGGACUGAGAUCGCCUGUAGACUGAGCUGAGACGAAUCAGGAACGCCUAUGAACUCCUUUGAUCUGAAUGGAAAAGAGAGUUUGAUCGCACGGGCAGCAACUCCUCUCGGCUUGAACUCCUUGUUGAUAUUAGAUUUUAAUUCCCUCGCUUGCACAGAAGUUGAGUUCGGCUAGAAAAUCCUUGUUGGAAUCGGAUUUGGUUUCCAAAUCAAAUCGGCGCGCACUAUAUCUGUGCGUGAGGGCGCGUCGGUGGUCAGAUCGACAAGCGGUUUGCACUGACGGAUUCGUCUCGGCGAGGGCUUCGAUUUGAUAUGUUGAUCAUUUUCUGGGUCUUCACGGUUUGAGAGAACGACCACUUUGAAGUUCCGAGGCAGAUUCCUUUGCGUUUAGGGUUUGAUGAUUUUCGGCUGAGUUGAAGAAUAUUUCGUGGGGGCUUAGGGCUAUAGGCUAUCGUGCUGAUAACGUGUUCUAAAAAUAAAGGAAAAGUCUAUCUUUAUUCAUAACAUAGAGGUUUCUUAUAUAGGAGAUUACACCGUCAUAGAUUAAUGGAAAAAUUACAAAUCAUAAUCUCUUGGUUAUGAGUCAUCCACAAUAUGGUUCAUAACAUUAACUAAGAAAUAAGAAAAUAGGUUGUUAACAUGUGAAGGACAUCGGUGAGGGUUUAACAAAAAAAAGAAGUUGAUGCAAUUAAGCCAACUGACAUAAGUUUUGAGGAUCUAUGGAAAAAAAAAUGAAGAGUGUAAAAUAUUAAGGAUUUAGAGUUGUUAUAUAUAUUUUCUAAUAUUAUCUGGACAUUAACAAGAGGUUCAGAUAUCCAAUAUUUUCUAACUUAAUACACAUUUCAAUAUUUUUAUAGAUCGGAGCGACUUCGAGUUUGGAUAUUUCGGAUAGGAGGUAUAAGAGCUUCCGCAUCGACGGUUUAUAACCGGAUCACGGGCUCGGGAUCCUAGGCCCAUUCGAUUAAAAGAAAAUGUUUAUUGGGUUUAAUAUCGUGAUCCGUCUCUUGCGGGUGAACCCGUAUGAUACGGGGUCAAGCCACGCGUCGAUAGCAUAGUGGACACGCGAGUCCGCGUGUAGACGGAGAAAAAAAGGGAUUCGCGAUAGAUCAUUCAUUUUCACUUCUCUCUUCAAAAGCUAGGGUUUCAUUCUCUCCCUGGCGAUUUUUCGUGUGACGCAAUAGCCGGAUCAUUCUCUCAUCUUUCUUCGAUCUAAUCGACGUCGUACUCUCUCGUAGACGAUCUGAGGUGAGUAUCCACUAGUUUCACCGAUUGAUUCAAUCGUUUGGGGUCGAAAGCGUUUUAGGUUAAAAAUCGAUUUGGGGGUUUUCAUUCAUGGUUUUGGGGGUUUUGUCGUAGGGUUCGAAAUCGAAAAGGGGGUAUAGAUUUCUGGUUUAAAAUCGUCAUGCGGGUACGUUUAUUUGGGAUUUGUAAUCGAUUUAGUUUAUAGUUAGGGUUCUAAAAGGAAUCGUUUUUUCUGAUGCAGAUGGAUCCCGCAGCAGAGAUAAGAGAUUCAAAGAGGACAAAGGAGUACAUCAACAUGCUCUCUUCUGUGGCUGAUUCAGAGUACGGGAUUCCGACGAGGUGUCCCUGUGGUGGCAGUAUCAUUCACGAGGUUCGUGGGAAGGACGACUACGAUACUCUUCCUGGGAAGCGCUUCUUCACCUGCAAAAACUACGAGGCUGAUGGGUUUCAUUAUCGUCAGCCUUGGGUCAUUGGUGUCGAGGAGCAGAUCGAACGCCUCACUAAGCGUCUGGAGGAGGUGGAGGUGGUGAUAAAUUGGGUGCUGGAGGUCAAUAACCACAUUCAGAGACUGGAGGCAGAGGUUGAUAACCUCACUGGGCAGGUUUAUAACCUCUCUAUGCAGGUUGAGGUCUUGGAGAAGCUCUGCUUCGACUGAAAACAAAAGGUCACGGGUUCAAGGAGGAGGAUGCGUGUGGACGUGGUUGUAGGUCUCGGUUUCUUUAUGUAUCAUAUCAAGUCACGAGUAAGGUUGAUGGUUGUAGUAGUAUUAUGUCAGAUUGAAUCACGGGAGAGUGUAGUAUUUUGUAUGUUUCUACACUCGUUUUAGGACCUUCGGUUAAUAUGGGUGUAUGUACCCACAGGAUGUGUUUUCAAGUCACGGGUGUAUGUCCCCACGACUUGCCUUUUCAACUCACGGGUGUAUGUACCCGAGCAACUUGACUCAUGUAUCUCUAUAUAUAUAAACUAUGUCUUUCUAUUA
Molecule: messenger RNA, 2554 nt
Organism: Brassica napus (rape)
Lineage: Eukaryota; Viridiplantae; Streptophyta; Magnoliopsida; Brassicales; Brassicaceae
Exons: 4
Coding region: 1811-2230 (139 amino acids)
Source: RefSeq, a predicted model, not a curated record